GGCUUGGGUUGCUUUCACUUUUGCUCUUGCCUUCAUUGUGUACAUUGUCAAGUACACAGUACCUGAAACGGCCACUGGGAAGAGGUUCCUAGAAGACACGAUAAAAGUAGCUGUGAUUGCAAGUUACAAAUCCCAGGAUUUGUAUCACUGCACUUGGAUCCCCCUACGUGAGAAUGGGGAGUCUUGUGCAUUGCACUCUACUGCUGCUAUGGCUUGCGGCCGCCCUGGCCGCAACCCAUAACCGCGCAGGCUCACACUCGCUGCGUUAUUUCGCCACUGCCAUUUCCCGGCCCGGCCUCGGGGAGCCACGGUUCACCGCUGUGGGCUACGUGGACGACACGCAGUUUAUGCGCUUCGACAGCGACGCGGAGAAUCCGAGAGCGGAGCCGAGCGCGCUGUGGGUGGAACGAAUGGAGCCGGAGUUUUGGAAGAAGGAGACUCGGAUAUUCAAGAGGCACACCCAGAAUUUCCGAACUUGCCUUCAGAACCUGCUGCGCAAGUACAACCAGAGUCAAGAUGGUUCCCACACUAUCCAGGAUAUGCACGGGUGCUAUGUGGGACCUGAUGGUCGCUUCCAAAGCGGGCACUAUCAACACGCCUAUGAUGGCCAUGAUUACAUCACCCUCAACGAGGACCUGAGCUCCUGGACCGCAGCAGAUGCAGUGGCUCAGAUCACUCAACACGAGUGGGAGCAGGAUGGUGUAGCUGAGGAAUACAAGGCCUACCUGGAGGGCACGUGUGUGGAAACACUCCACAGAUUACUGGAGAACUGGGAGGAAACUUGGCAACACUUAGAACCCCCAAAGACACAUGUGACCCACCACCCCAGUCCUGAAGGUGAUGUCACCCUGAGGUGCUGGGCCCUGGGCUUCUACCCUGAUAUCACCCUGACCUGGCAGUUGAAUGGGGAGGACCUGACCCAGGACAUGGAGCUUGUGGAGACCAGGCCUGCAGGGGAUGGGACCUUCCAGAAGUGGGCAGCUGUGGUGGUGCCUUCUGGAGAGGAGAAGAAAUACACAUGCCAUGUGGAGCAUGAGGGGCUGCCUGAGCCUCUCACCCUGAGAUGGGAGGCUCCUCCAUCCACUGUCUCCAACACAGCCAUGAUUGCUGUCCUGGUUGUCCUUGGAGCUGUGACCAUCAUAGGAGCUGUGGUGGCUGUUGUGAGGAAGAGGAGGAGAAACACAGGUGGAAAAGGAGGGGACUAUGCUCCAGCUCAAAGCAGCAACAGUGUCCACAGCUGGGACUCCUCUCUGGAGGCUUGAAAAGCCCUCCUUCCUGGUCCAGCAGACAUGAUGGGAAAUCUACAUCCUGUCAGUUUCAUGCUGCCCUGAACUGCAGCCUCUCAUUUCCAGACCAAACAUAGAAAUCUGAAUGUGAAUUCGAUUGUACAAAUCUUUGACCCGAGGGGUUGAUUAAUGGGUAAAUUAAGGGAUUGAGAAUAUUCUGAAUUUUGCAGAGAAAAUAAAUGGCAAUGUGGAGAACCUUCCAGAA
Molecule: messenger RNA, 1491 nt
Organism: Rattus norvegicus (Norway rat)
Lineage: Eukaryota; Metazoa; Chordata; Mammalia; Rodentia; Muridae
Source: RefSeq, a predicted model, not a curated record